AUGAAUAGUAGCAAACUAAUAAAAACUUAGUCAGAACAAUAAACCAAUGGUGAAGAUGAAUCCACAAGACAUUUAAACGAUAUAAUAGGUUUAAAACCUACUUAAAUCUAAUAACUUCCUUCUUACUCAAUCAAUUUUAGAAGUCUAAGACAAAGGUAUGGAUUAAUUUAAGAUUAAUAUCCAUUACCACUUAAAUUUGAAUAAUUAUUAUAAACUAUGAAAACAAUAGAAUAGACAUAUUGGAAAAAGAAAAAGCCAAUUAUUUAUGAAAUUAAAACAAAUGCAUUCAAAAUCUUAUAAAUUGGAUAAUUAUUAAAACUUGAUUAAGAACUUUAUUAGAUUAAAAUUGUUGAAAAAUCUGUGCAAAUCAUUCCUAAUGAUAUACCAAUAGAAAAUUUGCCUUCAUUUCAACCUUUUGCUUAAUAAUUGCCUUCAAUCUUUGAAAAUCGAAUAACUAGUAUCAGAAAUAAAUUAGAUAAAUUAGUAUAAUAAGUUCAUGAAAAAUAUUUAGAUGUUAUAAAUCAAUCAGAUUUUAAAGAACAAUCAACAAAAUUCAAAGUAUAUUAUCCUACAUUUGACUUAAAUUUAGUCCCUGACAUCAUUCCAUAAUAAUUACCAUUUUAAAUUUAUUCAGAAGAACAAAGAAUUUAAUUGCAACAAAUAAUUGAGAAUACAAUUCAAUAUUUUAAUAAGAGAACAGUCUCUUUUAUGUUCUAUCCAAAUCUAAUUAAUUAUUUAUUAACAAAAAUAGAAAUGAAUAAAGAUCAAAUGGAAAAAUAUAUUUAAUUUUUGAUGAAGGUUUAACCUGAUUUUUUAUAGAUUACAAAUUAAAAGAAGGAAUAACUAAAAGCAAAAUGGAUAAUCUAAAUUAAUAAAUUAAGUACUGUAGAAAAUUAAAUUCAAUAAUUGAAAACUUAUUUUUAUUGA
Molecule: messenger RNA, 927 nt
Organism: Paramecium primaurelia
Lineage: Eukaryota; Ciliophora; Oligohymenophorea; Peniculida; Parameciidae
Source: the annotation of a GenBank genome assembly